AUGUUCACUGCGUCGUCUGCUUCUUCGUCCUGUGCCGCCGCCUCUGUCUCGUUGCAGUCGACCGCAGACGUUUAUGACUUGGCAAAAGCGUACGGCACUGAAGCUGCAGACACGUUGUCAUUGACGUUACAAUCGCUCGAGACGGUGGGGUUCCCCAAGGCUCACGUGAACGCCUACAGCGCCUUUGACCGCGUCAUGAGCGGCAUUGCGUGGCUACUGCAUCAAAUCGUGCGUCGAGAAGAUGCCGAAGCGGGACGGGUGCAAUGGGACGUUCUGUUCCAGCCGCACGACAAGAUGAAGCCUCGUCUCGGGCUCGCGCAGGAAAUCGUGCGCUGCGUAGAAGCUCUUGACUGCGCCUGUCCCGUUGUCAUUCAGCCGCAUCAGUUGCUGCUGCAGGACCACGGCGACAUUGACACAGUGCAGAAACUUGUCUUGUGGCUGAUCGACGAGGGGCAAUUUGCUUACCACCGUGACAAGAUACGGCGGGAGAAAGCGUAUCUAGAGGUGGUAGAUCUACAAACGAAAAAGAUACAUGCCGCGCGGGUAAACAACGACGUGGAACUGCUACUCGAUGCGUAUGCACCAACGAGACGAUGGCGAUAUGUCGAAGUCGAAGGAGAGAGUAGCGAGUCAGAAGAUGCACUGAUUCAGCGGUGCUUGCUGGAGUAUGGAGAGAAAGUUCUUGUUGCUGAUAGUGGCGACGAUGAAGUGGCAAUGGGUGCGAGAACGGACGAUGAGCAUCCGAUGGAUAUUGUGGCCCAGAUGGCGAGUCAAGCUGCAGCAGUCGCCCAGAGUAAAGCACUGAAGCCACAAGGAGAAACUGGCGAGAAGUUACGACGAAACGCAACUAGGAGCAAUCGACAGGCAGUAGAUUUCGGCCGUCAUUACCAGAAAGCGGUCAAGCAGGCGAGAGAAGAGCAAAAGGUGUUGCUGAGUCAACGACGUGAGCGUGAGGCAAAGUUGAUGGAACGAGUUGUGUCUGCGCGGAACGACGAGCAGAAAAACGAUCAACAGGGUCGAGUGGGAUUGAGAGAGCGCUCUCUUCUUUACUUGGCUGGAGAGAAGCUGAAGAAGCACGAGCAACAAGUGCAUCAAUUGAUUGAGGAAAAGAAAGAGUUGCGUCGAAAGCUAGAGGAGAGCAAUGCACAAGCAGCUGUGCUAGAUGAGGCGUUCUUUGCUCUCGAAUCGGAUAUGGAGGCAGUGGAAGCGCAAUGGCCUACGGACGCAACUACUGUGGCGUGUCUGGCAAAGCUACAGCAACUAGUGGAGAUGAGUGAGGAGUCCAAAAAGGAAAAGAUGGACUUUCGAGCGAAAUGUUGUCUUGCGAUGGAAGCGUUACAGGAACGGAUUGAGAAAUUAAGGCUACAGGUGUCAAAAGACGAAAACAAGCAGGAGGGUCGAGCACUGCGUCUUGACCAGAUCGAGCAAAUGCACGCUCAAAUGGCGCAACAGCAUAGGUGUUUGAAGUAUGCAGCAAGCAAACAAACCCGCGCUGUGCAUUGCAAGUUGAGGCAAAUAGAUGAGAUCCCUUCCCGCUUUGAGCUGGUGCAGUACGAAAAGCGAUUCGAGGAGCUUUACGACGAGGUGGCUUUGACGCUUGAUGAGACGCGCAAGUAUUACUGCGUGUUCAAUAUGCUCAAGACCAAACAUGACGUUUUGGAGAAGGAGAUUUCGCUCUUCAAUAGUAUCAACGAGAAUUUCGAAGUCGCGAUGGGUUCGAAGACCGCAACUCAAGCAUUUUUCCUGCAGGUCGAAAACAUCAUUGAAAACGUUCAGGGGUUAGUACUGAAGCAGCAUACCGCACGAGAUGACUUUCAAUCCAACGUGGACACGUUAGACAGCAAGUAUCAGUUGCUGCUCGAACAAGAGCGGAUGUACGCAAACGCGAUCUACCAGUUUCAAAAAGAGUGCGAAAGAAACGAAAAACUAUCACUUCAGCUUGGAAAGUGA
This is a messenger RNA of Hyaloperonospora brassicae, 1950 nucleotides long. The record is from the annotation of a GenBank genome assembly. NCBI's taxonomy places the organism in Eukaryota, Oomycota, Peronosporomycetes, Peronosporales, Peronosporaceae.